This is a messenger RNA of Ceratotherium simum simum (southern white rhinoceros), 2029 nucleotides long. RefSeq names its product tyrosyl-DNA phosphodiesterase 1 (gene TDP1). Lineage: Eukaryota; Metazoa; Chordata; Mammalia; Perissodactyla; Rhinocerotidae. Gene Ontology annotation, molecular function: double-stranded DNA binding; 3'-tyrosyl-DNA phosphodiesterase activity; single-stranded DNA binding. Gene Ontology annotation, biological process: DNA repair. Gene Ontology annotation, cellular component: nucleus. The record is from RefSeq and is a predicted model, not a curated record.
GUGAUGUCUCAGGAAGGCAAUUAUGGGAGGUGGACAAUAUCCAGUAGCGAUGAAAGUGAAGAGGAAAAGCCAAAACUGGAUAAGCCAUCUUCCUCUUUUCUCCCCCGUGCUGGGCAGAGAGCAGCAAAUGAGCCAAGGUACACCUGUUCCGAAGCUCGGAAAGCCGCCCACAGGAGGAAGCUGUCACCCGUGAAAUUCAGCAACACAGAUUCAGCUUCAGAAGUUUUGCCUCCCAAGAGGCUCAAGAGUGGUUCCCAGGAAGACCUAGGUUGGUGUCUCUCCAGCAGUGAUGAUGAGCUGCAACCAAAAAAGCAACAGAAGCAGACAAAGAAAGUGGCAGUCAAAGAGGAGGAAGGCAUCUCUUCUCCCAGAGAUGGUGCUGCCCAGAGAACUGGAAAUCCUGGUCCUCCCGCCAGCCGCAGGCUUGAAGAGGAAGACGAUGAAUAUGAGACGUCAGGAGAAGCCCAGGACAUUUGGGACAUGUUGGAUAAAGGGAACCCCUUCCAAUUUUACCUCACUAGAGUCUCGGGAAUUAAGCCAAAGUAUAACUGCAGAGCCCUCCACAUCAAGGAUAUCUUAUCUCCUCUGUUUGGGACACUUAUUUCUUCAGCUCAGUUUAACUACUGCUUUGACGUGGACUGGCUCGUAAAACAGUAUCCACGAGAGUUCAGGAAGAAACCAAUCCUGCUUGUGCAUGGCGAUAAACGAGAAGCUAAAGCCGACUUAUAUGCCCAGGCAAAGCCUUAUGAAAACAUUUCCCUCUGCCAGGCAAAGUUGGAUAUUGCAUUUGGGACACACCACACGAAAAUGAUGCUACUGCUGUACGAAGAAGGCCUCCGGGUGGUCAUACACACCUCCAACCUCAUCCAUGCUGACUGGCACCAGAAGACGCAAGGAAUAUGGGUGAGCCCCUUGUACCCACGAAUUGUCCAUGGAACCGACAGCUCUGGAGAAUCAACAACACAUUUUAAAGCUGAUCUCAUCAGCUACUUGAUGGCUUAUAAUGCUCCUCCCCUCAAGGAGUGGAUAGAUAUCAUCCAAGAGCAUGAUCUCUCUGAAACGAAUGUUUACCUCAUUGGAUCAACCCCAGGACGCUUUCAAGGAAGUCAAAAAGAUAAUUGGGGACAUUUUAGGCUUAGGAAGCUUCUGAAAGAACAUGCCUCCUCCAUACCCAAAGCAGAGUCUUGGCCAAUAGUAGGACAGUUUUCAAGUAUUGGCUCCAUGGGCUCUGACGAAUCCAAAUGGUUGUGUUCUGAGUUUAAAGAGAGCUUGGUGACAUUGGGGAAGGAAAGCAAGACCCCAGGGAAGGGUGUUGUUCCCCUUCAUUUGAUCUAUCCUUCUGUGGAAAAUGUGCGGACAAGUUUAGAAGGAUAUCCAGCUGGGGGCUCUCUUCCCUAUGGCAUCCAGACAGCAGAAAAACAGAAUUGGCUCCAUUCCUAUUUUCACAAAUGGUCAGCUGAGACAUCUGGCCGCAGCAACGCCAUGCCACAUAUUAAGACGUAUAUGAGGCCCUCUCCAGACUUCAGUCAAAUUGCUUGGUUCCUUGUCACAAGCGCGAAUCUGUCCAAGGCAGCCUGGGGAGCGUUAGAGAAAAAUGGCGCCCAGCUGAUGAUCCGCUCCUACGAGCUUGGGGUCCUUUUCCUUCCUUCAGCAUUUGGCCUGGACAGCUUCAAAGUGAAACAGAAAUUCUUCUCAGGCAACCAGGAGCCAACAGCCUCCUUUCCUGUGCCGUAUGAUCUGCCUCCAGAACUGUAUGGAAGUAAAGAUCGGCCCUGGAUUUGGAACAUUCCUUAUAUGAAAGCACCAGAUACACAUGGGAACAUGUGGGUUCCCUCCUGAGAAUCUUAAAGCACUGUGAAAUUUAUGUGUAAGACGUUGAGCCAUGAACAUUGGAUGUUUUUGUUUGUACUGGAUGUUCACUUCCCUUAAAGUUUUAUCUGCACCCUUAUGAAACUCUUUGCAGAGGUCAAUUUUUGAACAUGGAUGUUGGUUAUACUUUUUAAUGGUCGUUAUUAACAUUUCUCACUAA